AUGGAUAAACAAAUGCAAUUGUUAUGGGCUAAAAUGAAAGAAGAAAUGGAAAAACAACAAGAAAAACAAACACAAAUCAUUAAGGAGACUAUUAGCAAAACUAUUGAGGAACAAUUAUCGCAUAUAAGGAAGGAAAAUGAAGUGUUGAAAGAAGAAGUUGCAACUCUGAGAUCUAAAGUGAAAAUUUUAGACAUUGAAGCUAGAAAAACAAACUUAAUUUUGCACGGAGUAGAAGAAAACGAAACCAACAAUACGGAACUCAUGAAACAAGUGCUGGAAUUACUAAACGACUUAAACAAAAGCCAAAAUGCAACCCAUGAAUGGGACAAGUGGGAGAUAAGCAAAUUGCACAGAAUUGGGAAAAAGGUUCAAAACAAAAAUAGACCAAUAAAGAUAGUAUUUACUCUAGUAUGGCGUAGAAAUGAAAUACUUACAAACAAAAAACACCUUCCCAAGGGCAUCUACAUAACAGAGGACCUCACUAAAGAGGAAAUGGAUCUAAGGAAAUCUUUAUAUGCGAAACUUAAGGAAGCAAGAGUAUCAGGAAAAUAUGCCUACAUAAAGCAUGGAAAACUUAUAAUUAAAGACCAGCAAGAAUCGGAAAAACGCAAGAGAGCAUCAUCUUCGCCACCCUCUACACCCCCCAAUAGCUUCAGCAAAGUACAAGAAGAAGACAUUGUAAAACAACCCACUAAAUUCUCCAAAAUUAAUCCCAAUCAAACAGUAAAGAAUAUAGCAAAUUCAAAAAACUAUAAAACAAUAGUUGCCGAAAAAAUACAAUAG
Molecule: messenger RNA, 783 nt
Organism: Chilo suppressalis (striped riceborer)
Lineage: Eukaryota; Metazoa; Arthropoda; Insecta; Lepidoptera; Crambidae
Source: the annotation of a GenBank genome assembly